This is a messenger RNA of Striga hermonthica, 864 nucleotides long. Lineage: Eukaryota; Viridiplantae; Streptophyta; Magnoliopsida; Lamiales; Orobanchaceae. The record is from the annotation of a GenBank genome assembly.
AUGGGGUUGAAGCUGUCCAAGAAGGGACCCAAACUUCCUCGAUAUUCGAGGCUAAGCCUCGUCGAAUGCCUCCAGAGAAACUACAUACGAAGCCUUGUCUCGAAACAGAGGAGGCGAAUGCUCGUUGCUGGCUAUGACCUCGACAUGACCUACAUAACCGGCCGACUCCUCGCCAUGUCUUUCCCCUCCGAGUCCGUGCGUGCGUUGUACCGUAAUCCCAUGUGGCAGGUCGAGUCAGCGCUCGAGAUGAGGCACCACGAUCACUACAAGGCGGGAAAAGGUCGAACGGGCUUGAUGGUAUCCUGUUACCUCGUUUACACGGGCAUGUCGUCCGAGAGGGCUUUGCACUUGUUUGCAGAAAGACGAACUACCAAUAACAAAGGAGUUCCCGGAAAGAGGUACGCGCCACCAGCCGAGGUUUCGAAUAGCUGUUGCAGACGAAUAGAAAAAAAUCACGAAAAGUCAUCCAAUAAGCCUCUGUAUUACUUCUCAUUAGUUGAGAAGGAAGAAGACAAAGAAGAAGCUGUGGAGACUCGUUUGGUCAUCCAAAUGGACACUGAAAGUUCCAUAAUCUACCAAAAGAAAUGUCUCGGUUUUGAUUAUGAGAAACCCUUGCAAGUAAAAGGGGACGUGCGCUUGAUUUUUUACGAAAAGCUAACGGGAGGUCGUUUAUUCUAUGUCUGCUUUAACACAACUUUCAUAACUGGCAGCUUACUGCAGUUCUCGGUUAGGGAUUUAGACAAAGUCGGUAAAAGGGGUCGAUCGAUAUGUGGGCCUUCAUUCUGCCUUGAGCUGUUUUUCGCUCCCUCGUACGCUGAUUGCUUGGUGUCUCCAUCAAAAGGCGAUGUUCUUUGUCGAAUUUGA